Lodderomyces theae is the source of this 1386-nucleotide messenger RNA. RefSeq lists its product as uncharacterized. The transcript has a single exon. Bases 1 to 1386 code for a protein of 461 amino acids. The record is from RefSeq and is a predicted model, not a curated record. Gene Ontology annotation, molecular function: transmembrane transporter activity. Gene Ontology annotation, cellular component: fungal-type vacuole membrane. NCBI's taxonomy places the organism in Eukaryota, Fungi, Ascomycota, Pichiomycetes, Serinales, Debaryomycetaceae. Gene Ontology annotation, biological process: transmembrane transport.
AUGACAAAAAGCCAACUGGACGAAGAGAAAGUCACAACACCAGAACCUAAUGUACAACUCGAUACGACACCUACAUUACUAGCCACCUCAAAUGAAUCUAAAACCUCAACCACCAGCAAUGGUCUACAUUUGCUCGACGACCCAUCAAAUUUCCCAUCCGGGCUCCACACAAAGGCAGUAUUGACAGUGAUUGGUUCCUUUCUAGGACUCACGGGUGCACUAGGGUUUGUCAAUUCCGCUGGUGUGAUACAGUCCUACGUAUCAGAGCACAGUCUAAAAGAUGAACCUUCAACGGCAAUAAGUUGGAUAUUCUCCUUGUACAACUUCUUUGCUUUUGGCGGAACCCUAGUCUCGGGCCCAGUGUUUGAUAAAUUUGGAUGUAAAGGCCCCAUAAUGUGUGGUGGAAUCGCCAUGUUUUUGGGCCUACUCGCCACAAGUUUCUGCCAUCGGGUAUGGCAGUUCAUCUUGGCUUAUGGGUUUCUUGCUGGAAUUGGGGCCGCAUUCACAUUUGGACCAUUUGUGGGAGUGAUUAGCCAUUGGUAUUGUACGAAACGGGCAAUUGCAUUGGGGUUGGCCUAUUCUGGAGGAGGAUUAGGAGGAGUCAUCUUCCCGUUGCUCUUUAGGUCCCUAUUCCCUGAAAUUGGGUUUGGUUGGUCAAUUCGUGUAGGUGCAUUUUUGUCGUUGUUUCUAUUGGCUGUGGGUUGGUUGAUGGUGACUGAUAGAAAAGAAGAGUUUAGUGAUGUUGGCAAUGGCAGUGUUUUAAAAGAAAUGUUUCACUCGAUUGAUUUCAAAAUUGUUUACAGGAACCCAUUGUUUGGUGUCAUUGUUGGUGGGCUACUUUUCAAUGGGUUGGCAUUUUUGAUCUCCAUGGUUGAAAUACCGCUCUAUGCCACCAACCGAGGGUUUUCUGAUUCUGAUGCAUACUUGUUGGUGGUGGUGUUCAACUCAUUCAGUAUCCCUGGCCGUAUUGUGCCGAGUAUUAUUGCCGACAAGUGGCUAGGUAGAUUCAAUACAUUUUGCGUGAUCAAUUGCUUUUCAUUGCUUAUAUUCUGUGUCAUUUGGAUUCCAUUUGGUCACUAUUUACCUGCAAUGUAUGUAUUUUCAGGAUGCUUUGGAUUUUCAAGCGGGUCAGUGCUUAGUCUAUCAGCAAGUUUGGUGGCGUCGAUUGUCAAAACAUCUGAUGUUGGUAAGGGAUUGGGAACGGCUUUCUUUGUAUUGUCGUUUGGUGAUUUAGUAGGGUUGCCCAUUGGUAGUGCAAUUGCAACCGGCUCCCACGCCAGUUUUGAUAAUUUGGUUUACUUCUUGACAUGUUGUGCAUUUAUUGGCACCGUUGUCAGUUUUGUUUCCAGGUACAUGUAUGGAGGAUUCAUAUUGAAACGAAUGUAA